Centruroides sculpturatus (bark scorpion) is the source of this 5181-nucleotide messenger RNA. RefSeq lists its product as uncharacterized. Lineage: Eukaryota; Metazoa; Arthropoda; Arachnida; Scorpiones; Buthidae. The transcript has 3 exons. The coding region runs from base 608 to 1408 and encodes 266 amino acids. The record is from RefSeq and is a predicted model, not a curated record.
UCGUUAAAAUUGUAAGAUUUAGUCAGAGGUAGAAAACUGUACAUUCAGCAAGGUGGUAGUUUUAAAAAUUAGAAAUUUAUUUCUUAACAAUGGAAAUUCUGUUAAUAUUAUAGGUGUGAAUUUCACUUAAUGUUUUAAGUAAAUUAUUCUCUGUGUAUUUUGAAAAUUUCAUCCCAUUUCAAGAAUAAUAAAAUAGUCAUUCAGUAUUUUAAUAAUUUAAAACUUGCUGUUUGUACCAAAAUUGCAAACAUUAUGGUAAGAAAAGUAUCGAUUGUUCAUUAUCGAAAGCAAUUUCUGUAAAGUUUUCUGGUUAUCCUUAGUUAAUCUUCUGAACUUCUGCAUGUUUAUCUUAUAAUUUUUCUUAUUAAAGAAAUUAUGUUAAUUUUUAAGUUUAUACAACAGUUAUAAUUUUUUUUUUAAUUUGAUUUUUCUAUUUUUGAUUUAAUAAUAGUAGCAAUUUUAUUUUUUAGAUUUUUAUAUCUCUUGAUCUGAGGUAAAUUGGCUCUUCUGUUGUUGAUGAUGUCAUCUUUAUCUGUUUAUAUGUUAGCUGCAAACCAUUUUCUCUAUUGCAGCCAUUCCACGCAUUGUGUAUAAUGCUAUUAAUAGUAUGGAGUUAGUUGAUAAAGAACCAUCGUGGAAAAUAAUGGAUAACAGAGGAAGAGUUACAGUUGUACUCCAUUGGGAUCAGAAGGAUAUUCAAAAGUCAUCGGAGCCUGAACCAACUAUCAUUACUUCAGAUUCUUCAUGGAAGGUUGAGGUUGUAUCAAAAGAUAGUCAGAAUGAAGCCAAUGUAAGAGAGAGAUCUGAGGCUAGAAAAUUUUCUAAAGUUAGUUUUGAUGGCAUUGCUUCUAGACCAACAAUAGUAAUCAACGAAAAUCAACCAGGUGAUGAGGAACAGUCUGAAAGUCCGAAUCAAAACGAUCAUUUAGAUUGUGACUUUCAUUGUUCCGGUUUACACGAUGGUGCUAAAAUACAAAUAAAUAGAUCGGCAGCUACCUCUCCAAUUCCCGAGGGAACCGAAGUGCCAAGAAAGGAAUGUAUUGCAAUCCAAAAGAGAGACUUUUCGAAAAAUCAAGUCACAUUAAUCAAUAUACCCAAAGAAAAUAAAGAGGAGGGUAAUGAAAAUUCUAAUGUGGAAGACGAGCAGCUUUCUGAAAGAUAUUUACUCCUUGUUGAUCAAUUGUCUCUAGAGAGAAAUCGUCAUUUAAAUCUAGUUGAUAUUGGAAUAAUUUUAGAUCAGUUAAGCUCUAAGAUAAUAGAUGUUGAUCAUUUAGAAAGAGAACAGGAAAGUUCUGAUGUUCAUAAUUGGACCAUCAAAGCAACAAUUCGUGGCGAUGUUCUUCAAGAAAUAGGUGUAGUGUACAAUGGGCAAUAUUAUGGUAUUAUGGAACAUCCAGGUUACUUUUAAUAUCUUAUUUAUAGUAAUAAAAUAUAGACAUGUUUUAGAUUUGGUUAGUGAUAAUUGAUGUAAUAGAUGAUAAUAUAAAUUUCAGGUAAUAUACAAUUACAUAUUGAAAUUAGAAUUUUCAGCUAAGCAAAUAUUUCAAGAAAAGAAUGAUAAUGCUCAAUGAGAUUGACAAUACAUUGUUGUGAUAUUUUUGUUGUUUCAAAUAUGAUAGAUUAUUCAAUAUUCAUAUAGGACUCUUAAACAAAUUGUACAAAAUCUUGUAAUGUUGCUUUUUGAAGUUAUAUAGCCUUUACGCUAAAUACUAUAAUUGAAUUCAAAUUUUUACAAAAGUUGAUGUUUGAAAAAACUAAUUGAUGUUGGUUACAGAAAAAGUUUAUGAGAUUGAAUCAAACAAAAUUUUAUAUUGAAUUAUGUGAAUUGAGAAAAAUAACUGAUGAAAUAUCAAAGAUGUUGUAAUAAUAUUGCACAAAAAAUAUCUAUGGUUGAUAUCUAAUUACUGAAGUUAUAAUUUUUUUGAAAAAUUUGAAAAGUUAUAACAGAACAAGAUUCAAAAUUGGUAUCUUUGGAUAAUAAGCCCAAACAUCCUAUCAUAUGCUAUUUGGCAAAGGAAUAUAUUUUGGAGUUUUAAAGUUUAAACUUAUGAAUUGAAGUGCCUAGCAGAAUUUGUUGCAUAUUAAGUUCUAAUAUUUGAUAAAUGGCCAUUGUGAUUAAAAUGAAUUAAAGCGCAAUGUAACAUAAUAAUGAUCACAAAAAUAUUCUUCAAGGUGAUAUCAAAUAUAAGAAUAAAAUUUAUAAACAAUUUGCAAGGUAGGAAUUUAAGCCUAGUAUUUAUAGAUAACAACAAAAAAGUUUUAUCAGUUGUUGUAAUGCUGCAUAUUGUUGAAUCAAUGUAAAAUUCAGAUUAAUUGUAAAUAUUGUUAUUAUAUCAGUUACUAAUUGGAAACUAAUUGAACAGCUAUUCCUAAAAUUUAAAAUUCCAAAAAAUAUUUCUAAAUAUUCCAUUAGAUCAUUUAUAGAGCAUUGUACUUGGUAUUCAAAAAGGUACCAAGUUUAAAUUUUGAUCUGGAAAACUGUUGAAAUUUUUCAAAAAUUUAAACCUAAUAUAUACUUUAACAUUUCAUCUACUAUGCUAAUAUAAUGUUUAUCUAGAGAACUAAUUUCUCUAGAAUGCAUUUUAAACUGAGAGAUAUAAAAUUUUUAAAUUUUCAAGCAUGUUGAAUAAUGAUUAAAAAAUGAACAUUUGAGAAAAGCUUGUUCUUCAAAAUAUAUUAUUAAAAGAUUUGUGUGGGGUAAGAUUUUUGUUACAAAAUUUUUAUAUUUGAAAUCAUACCAUGUGUUAAGAAAUGUUUUUAAUAUUACUUAUGAGGUAUCCUGAUAAGUUAGGAAUCUUUGAACAAUAUAAAUUAAAAUGAAAUUAUUUAAGGAAUUAAUCAGUGAUUUUAUUUGGAGAUUUAAAAAAGAAUGCUAUUUAAUUUUGUUCUUUCAAAGUACUUAGGUUAACAUUACAGUGAAAAGUUAAUGAUUGAUGAUAACUGAAAUUUUGGAAUGCUAAUAAGUAUUUUGAAAGGUUUUGUUUUAAUCUAACUUAUUUAAUAUAAAUUUUAUAUGAUUUAAUAUUUAUUUAAGUAUUUUUCAAUUAUAAUUUAUAAAGUCUAGAAUAUUUUAAACUAAUGAGGAGUUAUAAUCCUAGAAUUAUUAUGGUAGAUUUAAAAAAAUAAGUAAAGCUGCUAAUUACUUCAAAUCUUCAAAAUUUCUUUAAAAAUUUUUAAUUUCUAUUUAAAAAGUACACAAAAAUACAAAAAAUCUAAUAUUUAUCUUAAGUGAAUCAUAGUCAACAGUUAGGUCAAAUUAAUACAUUUUUGUGAUGCUUAGAUUAUUCUUAUUUAUAAAAUUUUAAGCCAGUCUUGGACUUAAAACAAUUAUUUUAUUGUUUCAUCAAUUUUUUGCUUUGCUAAAAAACAAAAAACAGUAACAAUAAAAGAAUUGUUGUUUAAAUCUGAGGUUUGUGACUGAUUUUAAAUUCAGUGAACGAAAAGAUGCCAGUGUCCAACAAGUGUGAAAUAUAUAUUUUUAACAUGAAUUUGAAGUUUUAGAAAUAUGUCUAAUGGUAUUGGCCAUUUAGAAUUUAAAGUUUAGUUUUUGAUGUAUAUUCUAUAAAGCAGUGUUUCUCAAACUAUGGGUUGCAAAAUGAUACAAGUAUUUCUGCAGAAUGUAGUAAUAUUUGUAUUAUUGAAACAGUCUCUAAGAAUUAGGAACAGUAAAUACAUCUGUUAAGUACUGCAUAUUUUUUAACAACUUUUUUCUUAUAAUUAUUAUUGUCAUUUAGUAAUAAAAUUAAAAUUAUAGAAUGUGUGUAUAUGAAAUUGAUUUUGCUUUUUUAUUUUGAGUAACAUCAAAAUAGAUAUUUUAUGUAAAGUUGUAGUCAUAAAGUCAUUUAAGUUGCAAUGGUUUUGAAAAUAUUUUCUUGUUUAUUCAAACUUUUAGAUUUAUUGUCAUACAUAACAAUAAAUUAUUAAAAAAAAUAAUAAUGGAUGGAUUUUGGCACAGGUGGAUCAAUAAAUAAUUUUUAAAGAAUAUUUUUAUCAAUAAUGCAUAAUCUUAUUUUGUUAUAUAAUAUCCAGUGACUCCAGUUUACCAGGUUUUUAAAAAAAAUUUAGAUUAUGAACAUUUGGAUCAUGGAACCAUUACAAACAAAUAUAUUGGGUCAGGCGAGUAAAAGUUUGAGAAAUGCUGCUAUAAAGUAUUGAAGUUUGAAUAUCUAUGUAGACAUAGUCAACUUCUUAAUCAUAAAGAUCCUAGAACACACACACUAGUUCUGAAAGUAUUUAGAGUACGAUUUUAUUUACUUUGAACUUCUUUAUACCUUGAAGUGUUUGCAUUGGUAUCAUUUUCUGAAUUUAGUUUAAAGUCAUCUUUAAAAAUUAUAUGAUACUUCUGAAAAUUAUUUUGAGUUUAAGUAUUAAUAUUGUAAUAUAUUUAAGAAAUUAGUUUAUGAAAUAGAUACAGUAAAACCUAUAUUAUUCAACAACUUCAAAGCUAGGAUAAGGUAAAUGAAAAAACAGAUAAUGGAAAUUUUCUAAAAGUUAUUUAUACAACAUUAAAGAUAGGCAUUUCCAACAGUGCAAAGUAAAACAAAUAAAACAUAACUUCAAACACACAUUCUGGUAUAAAUUUGUUAAAUAAUCAGUAGUGUGAUUUUGUUUCAGCACAUUCCUAGAAUGUUGAGAAUCCCUCACAGAAGCAAUGUUGAGAAUUUAAAUGCAAAUAUACCAGUUUUGUUACCUUUACUACUACCUGUAUUUUAAAAUAUUAGAUGUGCAUUUGACAGCAGAAUUUUAGUUUCAUUGUGAUUAAUUGUGGUUUUUCAUCAUUGUUAAUUUAAUUUUCUUUAAUUUCAUAUAGUUCUUCAUUGCUUAAAAGCGAUUAAGAACUAGUGACUAAAAUAAUGAUCAAAAUAAUGAUAAUAGUAACAGCAGCCUAUGUUUAUUUAAUGUAUGAUGUUACAGACAGUUGGCACAUGCUAAUAAUGAUUAGAUAAGAUGAGAUAAUCAAAAUGGUAUAUGAAAGAAGUUUUAUUGUAAUAUUUUAAUUGCUACAUUUAACCAAUUAAGUUUGAAGUCUUUUGUUAUUACUGCAUAUUGUGCAUUGUUUUGUCUAAUUCAACUAGUGUUUUAUAUUUUUUCUAUUAUCUUUAAGUAUAAUAUAUAUAUCAUUAGACAAAAUAUAUUUUAAUGUAGUCUUUAUAUUUUCAUAUUAAUUUUGAUAAAAAAAAA